AUGUCCUUUGUAGUUUACGAGUUAUUAAAUAUUAUUUGGGAUCAAAAGGUUUUUCUAAUUUUUGUAAAAUUGCAUUUGUUUUCAGAGUUGGUAUUUUUGGCAGAAUAUUGGUCUGGGUCAGAUAUUGUAUUAUAUAUAGAUAAAGAUGAUUUUAAGAAAUAUUAUGGAAAAGAACAUGCAUAUUUAAUAAUGAAUCACUGUUAUGAAAUCGAUUGGCUUGUUGGGUGGAUACUAUGCGACCGUGUUGGACUACUUGGUAACUGUAAAGCAUAUGUAAAAAAGUCAGUACAAUAUGUUCCAACAAUAGGUUGGACAUGGAAAUUUGCUGAAAUUAUAUUCUUGGAAAGAAAUUGGGACAAAGAUAAAGAAAUAAUUAGUUCCCAAAUCAGUGAACUUGCAAAUUAUCCAGAUAGUAUAUGGUUACUUUUAUAUCCUGAGGGAACUCGUUUCACAGAACAAAAAUUAGAGGCCAGUCAUAAGUUUGCCCUAAAAAAGGGUAUUACACCAUUAAAAUAUCAUUUAUUGCCGCGAACGAAAGGUUUCACGGCAAGCAUACAACACAUGCGAGGUAAGAUUCCCGCUAUUUACGAUGUACAAUUACAUUUUAAGCCGAGCGAUCCAGUGAAACCAACAAUGACAAAUUUACUAAUGGGAAAACGGCUCGAGGCGCAUUUAUACAUGCACAGGAUUCCGUUGGAAGAAGUGCCAGAAGAUGAAGAAGCUGCUGCAGAAUGGUUAAACAAUCUGUAUAAAAAAAAAGAUCGUUUAGCAGAAAGUUUUUAUGAAACAGGUGACUUUUUUGCAACAAGUGGCAUACCCAGAUUAGAACAGUUUGCAGUGAAAAAGAGAUGUUAUACAUGCCUUAAUACAAUUAUAUGGGCAGUGGUAGUUUUAGUACCAAUGAUUUAUUAUUUGAUCAAUCUCUUUUUGUCUGGAUCAACUAUUUCAUUCUCAAUUGGUGUGGGUAUAAUCUUUCUAGUUUAUCUGUCUAUGCGCAAAAUGAUAGGAAUGUCUGAAAUAAGUAACAGUUCAUCCUAUGGGACUCAUAAUAAAAAAGUUGAAGCAGAAGAAAAGGAGCAAGUAAUAAAGGGUACAUAGAGUGAAAAAGCUGGAAUAUUAUUAGAGCCAAAUGAGUAUUAUCAAAUUAUCUUCACUGCAUGAUGUAUUUCACGCAAUUUUCUCUGUACAAAUCAUUAUA
Molecule: messenger RNA, 1198 nt
Organism: Habropoda laboriosa
Lineage: Eukaryota; Metazoa; Arthropoda; Insecta; Hymenoptera; Apidae
Product: 1-acyl-sn-glycerol-3-phosphate acyltransferase gamma-like
Exons: 6
Coding region: 1-1098 (365 amino acids)
Cellular component (GO): endomembrane system
Molecular function (GO): 1-acylglycerol-3-phosphate O-acyltransferase activity
Source: RefSeq, a predicted model, not a curated record